AUGUGUUGGAAAUUAUUUUUGUUAGCCGAAGGUAGGUGAAUAAUAAGACGGCAUGUCUGCUCCUGUUUUAUUAUAGGGAUUUCUUUGUAUCUUCAGCAACUCGCAGUGUUUUCCUGUAUAACUGCUACCUCAUGAUAUAGAUUCUGCAAAGUCGUUUACAAAUUGAUUUAAGCGUGGAAGGAAAGGACUUCCUUAGGCAUAAUCCAGGUCCUGUACAGAGACUGAACGGUGGCUAAGUAAGUCUGAGGUAAAUAUAGGACUCGCUUGAUGAUUUCUCAAAGAUUCCCGAAAAAUUUUGAAUUUGGAUUAGACCAUGAAAAAUGUAGAAGCUAAUUUUUGAAAUUAUUUUAAUGGUUGUUCGUUGUAAAAGACAUUUGAAUACACAAGGAAAUUUUGUCGUAUUCAAUUUUUUUUCGGAUAUUACACAGUUCUGGAAAAUCCCCUUGGUUGAACUUUUAAAAAUCGGCCCCAUAAUCUCAUCGGAAAAAGUUUUUGACAGGUUCAGAACAUCUACAAACUAUCAUUAUUACCUUUUUUAAGUCAGUGAACCUAGGAUGAAUUUAUUUUUAGCUAAAAGCAUAAAUUGUUUAUUGAAAUUUUCCUGCCCACUCAUUGUUGGAUCACUAAUGUCAUCGAGUCAGUUUUGAAGGAUAGCAAACUUCAAUAACAGAUGUCAUAAUUAUAAUGUGUAGGCCCGCUGAGUAUACGUAUAUUGAAUGUCAAAACAAUCCUGCUUUUAAGUUUGACCUGUUUGCAGGUGUCGAGAUACAUCUGAAUAUUCUGUGCAGACAUAAAACAUGAAGAAGAAAUCCAGCUAUUACUUUAAGGGAUUUCGAAAUGACUAGUUGAAACAAAGAGAUGAUUGGGCAAAUUAGUGUUGCAAAAGUCGACGGCUCAAAAGACCGCGGAUUUGGUUUAAUUAGUCACUUGUAAGUCUUGUUUUUGCCAAACAAACAUGUUUUAAAACAUGCUGAGGGCAGUGAAAAUUCGAAAUUGCUGUAGGAAAUUCCUCCAAUGUUACGGUUUAUCAUCUGUUACAAUCUGUAGCCAGGUACUAAGCAAAUUCCGUGUAAAUCGCUCUAAUUGCACUUAGAAUGCCUCGCAGCUUCACCAUAAAUCGUGAAUGGAGGCUCAGUGAAUGAUCUUCAAUUAAGCUUUCAACGUUUUUCCUGCGUAAUGGAAUAUCAUUAGACUACGGCUGGUGGUCUAGUAGAGUUUUAUAACCUGCGGACUCUCGCUCUUUAAACCCGUGCGCUAACAAGUGUUCCAACCAAUUGCUUUGCACGAACUGUUUUACUUAAGUCAAUGCAACGCAGAAAGUCACAUUUAUCUGGGUAUCAAACACUUUUUUUUUCAGUUUUACCAGUUUUAACACAAGGCCGUCAAAAUCAAAGCGAUUUAUCACACAUAAAAACAUCAAUAUCACCAUCUCCAACAAUAACGGCGCCCACGUCAUCAAUCGCAGCGCCAAUUAAAGACGACGAAGAUUUAAACACAAACCGAGAAGGAAACAUUGUAAGUCCACGUGAGUUUAAAGGGCGAUUUGCAAUCACAAACAUCGAUUACAAACCUCAAUAUGCAAAUGUCAAAAGUGACGAGUACAAAAUUCUCAAAGACUCUCUCCAGAAAGCAUUGGACAGCUCGUUACAAAAUACUGUUCCUGGUUAUAUCAUGUGUGCAGUGCGCUGGUUCUAUAAAGGAAGUGUGAUCACAGACUUUGUUGUGUUUGUGAAUGGAAAUGAAAAUGUCUCCCCUGAAGAGUUACAAAAGGCGAUUGUCUCAGCUUCGUCCACGGGUUCGCUGGCAAAUUUUAAGUUGAAGAAUGUUGUUAUAGAGUCACCGCAGGACCAAAGAAGUGGAGAAAAUGAGGACAACAAAGGGUCUAUGAUCAUGAUCGAGCUGUGGAUGAUAAUUACUUUCGGUGGUAUAGUGAUUGUUAUUGUUCUUCUCUUCUUCAUUCUUGGUCUUUUGGUAAGUAAAGGAUGAGAGAGAUCGAUAAUUUUUUUUAUCAGCGUUUAUUAUAAUAAUGUAUCAACCCUUUUACUCCAUGAUCUCAUAAAUAAUUCUCCUUACUGCCUGCCUUACAGCUCUUAUGAUAUUAGUUUAGAGAAUUUAAUAUUGGAUGCACAACCUAAUCAACCCAAUUCGGAUAAAUUGGCUCCUGGAUAUGGAAUUUUUCGACAGGGCUCUCCAAAGUGGAUGGAUACGGAAGCGCUGACUUUGCGUCUAAAAGUGAGAGGAAAGCACUUUGAAAAAAAUUUUUUUAAACUUUCUUCUGUCCCUUUAAUUUUUUGGUGUGAAAAUUACGCCUAUAUCAUACAAACUAUCAAGGGUGUAUCAAAACGAUUCUGCAUCCGUUGUAUGCAGUGUAGAUUGGUUGUAUGGACGCAAGGUCUGAUACAACAGCACGAAAGCAAUAAUUUUCGUUCCACUUGUUAUAAUGUCAUUUUAUGAUACCCAGCCAAUUUCGUUGCGACAACGCCUCUCACUACCACCUCGAUCUUUUAACAAACUUGUUUUAGAUAAGAAACAGAUUGUUGAAGAAAGCCCUAACUCAAGAGAGAAGUGUCACUGAAGACCUCAGACACCAACAACAGUUGCAGCAAGACGGGGCAAGGGAAACGCUGUCCAUUGUGGCUGCGUCAUCUACUGAUGAACUUACGACCAUGCUUGAUAGCAAAAAGGAAGUAAAGGUGUAGUAACCUUUAUCCGUGUGAUUUUUGUCCCUAAAGAAGGAGUGACACAUUCCUUGCCCUGGUGCUAGCAUUCCUUUGUGUGCCUUCUGGUGGCCCCGCCUUCUUAAGAAACAGUACAUUAAGGAAAUUAGUUUUCUUCCGUUCUGGGCAUGCUAAAGAAUGAGAAUAAGUCUUAAGGCGGAGAGGAAAAAUGAGUAUAAAACUGUACCAAAGCAUACGUGAUUUUCUCAAGUACUUUGGAUUUCAAAGGAAUUACAAGAUAAUAAACCAUUUUUUCCCGAGAGUGUCUGAUAAUCACGCUUCAUAAAAUGAGGAGCAAAAUAUUGCAUGUAGUAAAGUAACAAAAGUGUGUAUUGCUCCCUUAAUAAUUUUAUCCUAAUCCCCGAGCGGUUUGUCGUUAAUCAUCAGAAAUACCAGAGUCGAUCAUUUUCCAUCGGCACCUCAAGGUCAGCGGAAAGACUCAUGGAGCUCUUGAAAGAUUCUGAUCAGGUGAAAACUGCCACAGGCGAACGAGCAGAACAUAACUCAUCUACAGUUUUUUCAGGAUCGGCAACUGUUCCCAGUGUCAUAUCAAACGUUUCAGCCCAUGAGGUAUGUAAAGUUCAUAUCAUUCAUAAGGCUGGACUAGUAGGACUCUAACCCCUUAAAGUGACUUGAGUUCUUAUUUCUCCUUACAGUAUCACUGUUGAAUCAAAUGUAAAGGUCAUGAGAAUAAAGUAACUGAUCUUUAAUUGAGGAAGCUCCUGUUUGUCGAACAAAUUCUCCUCGUCAGUGCCAUUGGAAACGUAAACAGAAUAGUAUGGAGAAAAUGCAUAUUGAUGUUAGGGUGCUGGGGGUUAAUGAAAGGUUUUCUUUCUUUUUUUGUCACUAUCUUUCACCUAUAUUUACUGAUAGAAUGCUUAUGUUCUAAAAGGUUGUUGUAUGUCUCAUGCCAAAACGGGCUUUCUCGCAGUAUUUAUGGAAGUUUUCCAUCCUAAACUUGCGCCUUCGUUGUAUAAGUUCCCGGACUCAGUCAAUUGGUACAUCACCCGAGUUUCAUGAGGUGAUAACUUGAUUUCAAAGAUUCGAUCCUUUAUUACUCGUUUCAUUUUAUCUUUUGUGGUAAAUUAUUUUUUGCGCCAUUUUUUCAGGGUGAAUUCAGCACUUCAAGCUCCCUUAUUGAUGACGUCACGAUGUCAGGAGACCACACCCAUCUAAGAAAGGUUCCUUUUGCAAUGAGCAAACCGUUAAUUUUCAUCAGCCCUCCCAAGGUAAACACAGUGUCGACUGCUAAAGAGAUAAAAUAA
Messenger RNA from Pocillopora meandrina, 3982 nucleotides. Lineage: Eukaryota; Metazoa; Cnidaria; Anthozoa; Scleractinia; Pocilloporidae. The record is from the annotation of a GenBank genome assembly.